Messenger RNA from Branchiostoma floridae (Florida lancelet), 2426 nucleotides. RefSeq names its product spore wall protein 2-like. NCBI's taxonomy places the organism in Eukaryota, Metazoa, Chordata, Leptocardii, Amphioxiformes, Branchiostomatidae. Bases 784 to 1878 code for a protein of 364 amino acids. The transcript is spliced from 2 exons. The record is from RefSeq and is a predicted model, not a curated record.
CUAUUGAACAUGGCCUCUUUCACUCCUCUUAAGAUACAAUAAUGUCCAGUGCCAAGGAUUCUGACUUCUGUCUAACUCACAUAGAGUCCAGGGAACUCGACCUAUACAUGCUGUACGACUUGUGAGGUUUGAGACCUAGGCCAUAUGUGCAAGAGAUGCUACCAUCUCACGGGGGAUAUACAAUCAUUAGUGUUGCAUGGAUAGACGUGGCCCAAGCCCCGUCCAAAAGAGCCAGAUUUUCAGCGAAAAAUACAGCCGAUGCUCGGGCGAUGUUGAAAUUCGGCGAGCUCUGACCGAACUACAAAUUAGGCCGGCGUUAAUAUUUGUAUGAAUUGUAAAACGGCUUAAUCAUUAUUUGUAAACAGAAGUCGCCGGAGCCCCGUCCAGUUUGUGACGGGGCAGAUUAUCACUGAAAAAUACUGUAGACGCGCCUGUACGCUGGGGCGAUUUGAAGUCGGCGAGCCGCUAGCCAAACUUCAAAUUCGGUCGGCUUUAAUUGUGACGGAGGUUCUUAGACAGGUCACACACGACACAAUAUUAUGAUUACUUGUUUUUUUCCAUGACGAUUGCGUAUUUCUCAUGCAGUGAUGGUUUGUGAGAGAACAGACGUCUAACAAUCCAGUUUGUUACUCGGGCAUUGUGACGUUGUAAAGGUUCCAGAACGUUCGAACUUCAUUGAAAUCGUUCACGAAUUCACUGAAGCACUACGCGAAGUGCAGGUACUGAAGCGUAUUAAAGUUCUUGAAGAUUGACUUUAGAAAGCUGUAAAGCUCAAUAUAUAUAAUGUCUGCCGCAUCGACGUCAACUGUCUCUAGAUGCCAGAGACGAAACAAAAAGGUGGUCUCUGCAAGAGCACUGCUCUAUACGGAGCUGGGGUACAUCGACUCCCUGACUGAAAAGAGCACAGCCGCACUCCACCAGGUUUGCCUCAGUGAUGGCAUCACGAUUGAUGACAUUUUAGCGGGGAACUACCGAGGAAGAGGAGUAUCAAGAGCAGCUGUAGAGGCAGCACGAUCAGAACUAGACUCAGACAGGCACAUUAAAGGGGACCCAAAUUUGCGUAAUUGGAGUACAGAUGCAAGACAUGCAGUCUUCCUCCACAAGAAUGGCGCACAAGCUGUCCACCAGGAUGGAGACAAGGUAGUAGACGAUACAGAAGACGAGGUGCGGCAGGGUUGUGAGGAUGCAGAGCAUGAGCUCGAGGAAUGUUCGGCAGACAGAACAGCACGGGGCGGUGGUGAUGUGGCAGAUAUAACACAAAGAGAGAGGGAGGAUAGCACUGCGGCAAGAGGAGAGAGAGAAGAUGAGAACAUGGAGUGUGCAGCAGGUGGAGAGAGAAAAGAGAACAGGGAGUGUGCAGCAGGUGGAGAGAGAGAAGACAACACGGAGUGUGCAGCAGGUGGAGAGAGAGAAGACAACACGGAGUGUGCAGCAGGUGGAGAGAGAGAAGACAACAUGAAGUGUGCAGCAGGUGGAGAGAGAGAAGACAACACGGAGUGUGCAGCAGGUGGAGAGAGAGAAGACAACACGGAGUGUGCAGCAGGUGGAGAGAGAGAAGACAACACGGAGUGUGCAGCAGGUGGAGAGAGAGAAGACAACACGGAGUGUGCAGCAAGUGGAGAGAGAGAAGAGGAGAACAGGGAGUGUGCAACAGGUGGAGAGAGAGAAGACAACACGGAGUGUGCAGCAGGUGGAGAGAGAGAAGAGGAGAACAGGGAGUGUGUAGAAGGCAGAGCGAAAGAAGAGCGGCCCGCACCGGUACCUAGAGCUCGCAGAGGAAGACUUAUGGACUUUAGGAGAUGUAUAACUGGCAUAGGACGUCGCAUGAGAAAACUUCUUCAAUGUUGCAAUUGUCUAAACCCUGACACAGAGGACUGAAGUUGGUACAUCUGUUCUGUUACGUAUUCCGUUACAUCUGAUCCGUUAUACCUUUAUAUGAAAAAAAAAUGUAUGAAAAAAUUUUUAUGAAAAAAAAGAACGAACGUUAAAAACAGCAAAAACAACAAAAAGGAAAUGGAUGUCCAUUUCACUUUGACUAAACAGGAUCGUAAUGUAAUUAGUUGUAGAAAUUGAAAAACACUGUGCGGCUGUGUCGGAGUGUACAUUUGCAUGUAUUUCUCUCGCUGGUGGGCUGCUAGGGGCGCGAUUUAAUCAGAUUCGAGAGAAGACGCCUAUAUUAAAGUGGUACACGUGCGUAGUAUUAUUCAUUAGUUUAUGUGUGCAAAAGAUAAGUCGUGUAUAUACUACACAAGAUGGUGUCACUCGGUGAAUGCACUGUGCUUCUGAUGUACAAAAUGUAUGUGCGCGAGUGCUUUGAUGACGUAAACGUUAGUUCAAGCAUACAUGUAGAUGGUCAUCGAUAUGUGUGGAAUACAAUCCACUUUCUUGUUAAUUAAAAGACUCUCCGUGAAAGUUCAUGGAUCGAA